Messenger RNA from Aspergillus melleus, 1575 nucleotides. RefSeq lists its product as uncharacterized. Gene Ontology annotation, molecular function: transmembrane transporter activity. The coding region runs from base 1 to 1575 and encodes 524 amino acids. Gene Ontology annotation, biological process: transmembrane transport. The transcript is spliced from 5 exons. Gene Ontology annotation, cellular component: membrane. Lineage: Eukaryota; Fungi; Ascomycota; Eurotiomycetes; Eurotiales; Aspergillaceae. The record is from RefSeq and is a predicted model, not a curated record.
AUGUCGACCCGGUCGGUUGUGCACGAAACAAUCCUUGAUCGCCAAGAUGCAAAGACAACAACCAGUUUUGAUAUCAUGGGCGAGGAAGCCAUGGAAAUUGAUCCGCGGAUUUCCAGGCGCGUGCUGAGGAAAAUCGACCUCUUUUUAAUGCCUGCCAUGGUCAUCGGAUACGGUCUGGUUUACUACGAUAAGGCCAUUCUAGGCAAUGCAGCCCUCUUUGGCAUGACCGAGGACCUGCAGCUCAAAGUCGUCGACUCGUGGGUGAAUCCGCCACAAACCGACACCAGCAGACUGAGUUGGGCGACGUCCAUCUUCUAUUUUGGCCAGCUAACAGGCUCUUAUCCCAUGACAUACGCCGUGCAAUACUUCAACACACGCUACGUUCUAGGUCCGGUUGUGAUGGUCUGGGCCGUCAUUUGCGCCGCCACGGCCGGCGUUACAACGUGGCAGGGCUUACUUGUCCAGCGAUUCUUCCUGGGGUUCACCGAGGCGGUUAUUCCCACAGGCUUCAUGAUGACCGUAAGCGGAUUCUAUACGCAAUCUGAACAGGCGCUUCGGCAAAGCUGGUGGUUCUCCGGAACCGGAUGGUUCACAAUCAUUGGCGGUGCGCUAAACUAUGGCUUUGCGCAGAUUGACGGCGGGUCAUUAAAGCCAUGGCAGUACAUAUACGUCCUCGCAGGGGGUUUGACGUUCUUGUUUGGCUUGUGGUGCUUCUUCAUCCCCAACUCGCCUCUAAAUGCAUGGUUUUUGAGUCCGGAGGAGCGAGCUGUGGCGGUAGAGCGGUUGCGGGCAGGACAGGCCGGAGUCAAAAAUCACCACUUGAAAGUUUCACAGAUAAAGGAGGCAUAUCUCGACGUGAAGGUCUGGUUAGUUGCAAUCAUAAUGGCCGCUGCGUACACCGUCAACGGGGCUGUCUCUGGUUUCGGUCCUUUGAUUGUUUCGACAUUCGGCUACUCAUCUCUGGAAAGUAUUCUGUUCCAAUUCCCUCUCGGAGGGUUGUCAGCGGCAGGGAUUAUCCUGACUGGCUGGUUUUGCUCUCGGUUCGAGAACACUCGAGUCAUCAGCUUGUUAUUCUGCUGUCUACCGGUCAUCGCGGGCUUCUCCAUGAUUUGGAAGUCAACCUGGGGCUACCAACCCGUUGUUCCAGUGGUCGGUUACUCCUUGAUUGGAUUUUUCGGUCCGGUCGUCAGCUUGACCAUUUCUCUCGGCGCAAGUAAUAUCGCAGGCGAGACUAAGAAAAGUUUCAUGGCUUCAGCGGUCUUCGUGGCCUACUGCGUGGGUAACAUCAUUGGGCCACAGUUGAUCCGCAGUGAAACGAUGGACGAGCACUAUCCCGAGUUAUGGACAGGGUUGAUUACUUGGUGCGGCUCCUCAAGUGUUUUUGAGACCACGAGAUCAUAUGCUGACGCGCGCAGUUACUGUAUCACUAUUUUGGCGGCAUCGACGCUCUACGUGGUUCUAUCGCGCGAGAACAAGCGCCGUAAUACACUGGGCCUGGAAGAAAGUGAGCGAGAUCGACUUUCGUUCAAGGAUCUCACCGAUAAAGAGAAUCUGCACUUCCGAUACGUUUACUGA